ACCUAUUCAUUCCUUUCUCUCUCUCUCCUCUCUCUCCCUCUACUAAAACCUCAUACUUGAGUGAAACAAUGAAAUAAACCAAAGAGAGGCAAAGGGGGAGAAAGUGAGAGAAAGAGAGAGAGAAAGAGAGUCUCUUCAUAUACUUUUUAGGGAAUUGAUCCAUUGGUCCAAACACAUUAGAUUCAAGAAAUUAUCAAGAAAAUCUUUGGCUCAAAUGAAUUCAAACAACUGGCUAUCUUUUCCACUAUCUCCCACUCAUUCAUCUUUACCUCCACAUCUACAAACAACUCAAUCUCAUCACUUUACUUUAGGGUUAGUGAAUGAGACCAUUGACAAUCCCUUCCAAAACCAAGAAUGGAACUUAAUGAACACACAAGGAAGCAAUGAAGUUCCAAAGGUGGCUGAUUUUCUUGGAGUGAACAAAUCUGAUGAAAACCAAUCUGAAUUAGUCCAUUACAACGAAAUCCAAUCGAACGAUUCAGAUUAUCUUUUUCAAAACAAUAGCCUUAUGCCAAUGCAAAAUGCUUUAGCUCCAACAGGCAACUAUGAACUUCAAGAAAAUGCUUGUAAUAUUCAAUCUUUGACAUUAUCAAUGGGAAGUGGAAAAGGUUCAACUAGUGAAACAAGUGCUAGUCCAAGUGUUGCCACUACUACAGCAAAUGCAAGUGAAAAUAGUAAUACUAGUAUUGUUGAAGCUGUACCUAGAAGGACUUUGGAUACUUUUGGCCAAAGAACAUCAAUUUAUAGAGGUGUAACUAGACAUAGAUGGACAGGAAGAUAUGAAGCACAUCUAUGGGAUAAUAGCUGUAGAAGGGAAGGGCAAUCAAGAAAGGGUCGUCAAGUGUACUUGGGAGGGUAUGAUAAGGAGGAGAAGGCAGCUAGGGCUUAUGAUCUUGCUGCAUUGAAAUACUGGGGAACAUCUACCACUACUAAUUUCCCAAUUAGCAACUAUGAGAAGGAACUGGAAGAUAUGAAGCACAUGACAAGGCAAGAAUUUGUUGCUGCAAUUAGAAGGAAGAGUAGUGGGUUCUCCAGGGGUGCAUCAAUGUAUCGUGGUGUAACAAGGCACCACCAGCAUGGAAGAUGGCAAGCAAGGAUUGGAAGAGUUGCUGGAAACAAAGAUCUCUACUUGGGAACUUUCACUACUGAGGAAGAAGCAGCAGAAGCAUAUGACAUAGCAGCAAUAAAAUUCAGAGGCUUAAAUGCAGUGACAAAUUUCGACAUGAAUCGUUAUGAUGUGAAAGCUAUACUCGAAAGCAACACUCUUCCUAUAGGAGGAGGAGCAGCAAAAAGGCUAAAAGAAGCACAAGCUCUUGAAUCCUCAAGAAAAAGAGAUCAAGAAAUGAUAGCUCUAAACUCAAGUUUCCAAUAUGGUAACUCAAGUAAUUCUUCAAAUAACCCUUUACACGCCUAUCCUUUAUUGCAACAACAGCCCUUUAGUAUUGAAUCUCAUCAACCCUUAAUGACUCUCCAAAAUCAAGAAUCAUCACUUUUUCACCAGAGUUAUCUCCAAACACAACUUCAACUUCACCCCGCAUCGCAGAAUACUCAUUACGAUUCUACUCAUCAAUUCUACAACAAUUAUCUUCAGAGUAAUCCGGUUUUCUUGCAUGGGUUGAUGGAGAAUGGUGGAGGAAGUUCGAGUACUGGAAGUUACAGUACUGGAGGAUAUUUUGGUAAUUCAACUGGACUCGGCGUUAUAAGUUCAAAUUCAAAAUCAGGUAAUGGAGUAGGAGGAGGAAAUGGAGAGGAAGUUGCACUUGUGAAAGUUGAUUAUGAUAAUAUGCCAGUUACUGGAAGUAAUUACAAUGGUUGGUCAGGAGAUUCAUCAGUUCAAGGAUCAAAUCCUGGUGUUUUCUCAAUGUGGAAUGAUUGAGAAAUAUUAACAAGAGGUGGGUGAUAUAAUUGUUACGUGCAUGGUAACGUGAAUUUUCUUGAAAAUGGCUGACGAAAUGUUUUGUGGGAUUAUGUUUAACAUAGAUUUAUAUGCAAUGCUAGCAAUUAAGUUUAAGUUCGUUUUUGUUUCAUGUUUUUAUUUUUAUGAGAGUUUUGCUCGGACCAACUGACGAAUGGAUUCUAGUUUCUUCCAAUA
Molecule: messenger RNA, 2092 nt
Organism: Nicotiana tabacum (common tobacco)
Lineage: Eukaryota; Viridiplantae; Streptophyta; Magnoliopsida; Solanales; Solanaceae
Product: AP2-like ethylene-responsive transcription factor PLT2
Biological process (GO): regulation of DNA-templated transcription
Molecular function (GO): DNA-binding transcription factor activity; DNA binding
Source: RefSeq, a predicted model, not a curated record